GUUUCUAGCCCCUUUUCCAGCGGCUCGUUUUGAAGCAGCCCUUUUCGCGAAUUCUCCUGCCAUCGUUCACACCACAGGAUGAGUCCAAGUCCAAGUCAUUGCGAAAUUAUAGAAGUCUUUGAAUCUUAUGCCUCAUACAGGCUGCGUAUUCCUCUGUUCCUUCGACACAGUCAAUUCAGAACCCCCACGACCCCGUCUUUACCCCGCCUUUACCCCGCCAUUGGAGAACAAUGGGCCAAGUUCAAUUCGGAAGAUGUUCUAGAAAGUUGCCAAAGAAGGUGCUGGCGACUCCUCGAGGGAACUUUGAAAAUUCAACGAAUUACCAUGUAAGCUUUGAAGCUUUAUAUGGUAUUUGCUCUCCCCGGGACGACAUUGUCAAAGUGAUCAGGACGAGGUAUAACUAUACAGCUCGUUGGAUUUCAAGAUGCCCUUUACCAACUCUGGGAGGAUAUGGAAAGACCAGGGAGAUUGCCCUGAAGCACUACAAGAUCCUUCAAAGCUAUAGGGUGGAGUUGGUCAUCGACUCUGCCAUCGGCACUCUGUUUUUCAAUUCCGACUAUCCUCGGGAUUCAGGAGAAUUCAAUUUUGAUAUCGAAGAGGACUUCCUGAAGUCACUGAGACACCAGGCGAUCUAUGAGACGCCAUUUAGUAUUUGGAACAAUGCCACGUACGAACAGAUUUUCUGGUGCCUAUCCUGUCUCAUGAUGGGAUUAGAGAGACUGAUGCUACGCAUCGAAAUUUUUCGUUAUGGAGAUCCGCUAAAUCCGGCAGAGCCGCGAGUGCGGGAAAGAUGGAUGGGCUGGGAAUUUGGCGGCGGGGUCCCAACUUGGGAGUAGAAUUUGACGCUGCUAGGAACAACUCCGGAACUGAAGUUUGCUUCACAAUCACUCCAUGACUAAUUAAUAUUCUUCGAUGAGGGUCAGUACGAUUAUGGGGAAAAUUGCCAAACACACAUUUACAUGUCACGGUGGCUGCCAUCGAGUACCUUUAAUGAGAUCUUUAAGCACUAUUGGCUACU
This is a messenger RNA of Hyaloscypha bicolor E, 1018 nucleotides long. RefSeq lists its product as uncharacterized. Lineage: Eukaryota; Fungi; Ascomycota; Leotiomycetes; Helotiales; Hyaloscyphaceae. The coding region runs from base 231 to 836 and encodes 201 amino acids. The record is from RefSeq and is a predicted model, not a curated record. The transcript has a single exon.